GGCGGUUGCUUCAAUGGCCAACACGUACUCCAGCCAUUCCCUCCACGUGUCCUCCACCGCUGAACAGAACACCUCUUCUUCUUCUUCUUCUUGUUCCCAUUUCACUCACUCAGCUGGGCUCUUAUUCAUUCACGCUGAGGUAAAGUCGAUUUGUUUGCGCUGUUUUAUCCAAGGCCAAGGGGUGUGAAGAAUGAGUGCGACUAAUUUGGAGGUUCGUUGUACAGUGGAGGAUGAAAUCCGGAGCUUGGACCAUGGUGGACUUUUUGAUCUGGGUCAUCCUCUCCUUAACCGUAUUGUUGAUAGUUUCGUCAAAGCUGCAGGGAUUGGUGCUGUUCAAGCCGUAGCUCGUGAGGCUUACUUCACGGCUGUUGAAGGUGCAAGUGGAGAUACCACCGGCAUCCCGCCGGAGAUUGGUGGUGUCAAGAAGCAUCAUACAUUUGCGUCAGUCCUUAAAGGGGAAAACAACAAAAACUCCGUGGAGGCCUUGAUAAAAAACACUGGAAAACAGUCUAUGCAAUGGGGGUUUGCUGCAGGUGUGUAUUCUGGUCUUACCUAUGGGCUAAGGGAGGCUCAAGGAGUACAUGAUUGGAGAAAUAGCGCUUUGGCUGGAGCCAUCACUGGAGCAGCACUGGCUAUGACCACAAAAGAUCAUUCUCAUGAUCACGUGAUCCAGUGUGCUAUAACUGGAGCAGCUAUCUCCACAGCAGCAAAUCUCCUCAAGGGGAUAUUUUAAGGCUCUUUACCUAUUUUGGCUCAGGAUGAUUCUUCAUUUUGGCUGUGUUUCUGUGCUCCGCAUUCGUGGCUAGUUGUCGAGGCAAAUUUGUCUUUAGAUUUUCAACUUUUUCAAGCUAGACAUUCUUAGAACUUAUAAGAGCUGUUAUUGCAAUAUAAACUUGUGUUAUAACUUGUUGCAUUUUGGUUA
Ipomoea triloba (trilobed morning glory) is the source of this 922-nucleotide messenger RNA. RefSeq names its product outer envelope pore protein 16-2, chloroplastic-like. The record is from RefSeq and is a predicted model, not a curated record. Gene Ontology annotation, molecular function: amino acid transmembrane transporter activity. Lineage: Eukaryota; Viridiplantae; Streptophyta; Magnoliopsida; Solanales; Convolvulaceae. Gene Ontology annotation, cellular component: chloroplast outer membrane. The transcript is spliced from 7 exons. Bases 191 to 733 code for a protein of 180 amino acids.